Messenger RNA from Volvox carteri f. nagariensis, 2571 nucleotides. RefSeq lists its product as uncharacterized. Bases 878 to 2029 code for a protein of 383 amino acids. The transcript has 3 exons. The record is from RefSeq and is a predicted model, not a curated record. Lineage: Eukaryota; Viridiplantae; Chlorophyta; Chlorophyceae; Chlamydomonadales; Volvocaceae.
AGACUUAAAGGGUUACAGAAAACAUAGCUGUAAACGGAAAUAAACAAAGCCAUGGAGUUUGUCCUGGACCCGAGCCAUCUGCUUGCAUCACGAAAACCACGCGUCGUGCGACGCAAUGCCAGUAAAGUUUGCCAUCGUCACAAAACAGCAAAGCAAAACACAUAUUGGUAAAACAAACAAAAACGGGGAUAACGGCUCGCCGGUCAACACCCUCGCUCGCAGUUCAGUUUCUAAAAACACAAAGGGGCUAAUGUCUCAACACAGCUACCAAACAUACACACCGCUAUAUGACUACUCCACAAUAACACAGUAGUCCUCAUCGUCUUCCAGCUGAACCGCCGCCAUGCCAGCCGUCCCCGCGCCGAUGCCCGUCUCCGCCGGCUGAGUCCGCACGCGUGGCGCCAGCGGGGGCAGGCCUGCCGCCCGGGGCCCUGCCGGUGACCGGCCCACGAGGUCCUCAACGUCCUGGAUGAAGCCCUGGACAUCUUCCUUACCCUCUGCACUUGGAAUCACCCCGAACGCGAUGGGGAUGCCAUUGUCGUGCUGGUCCACCAGAUAUCAAAUUGACAAUGUCGGAUUAACACUUUUCACGACGCCUCCAGGGGUCGGCAAAUGGCGCUGGUACAGCGGGUCCUUCCGUUGUACCUGUUGCAGAAAUUCAAUUCUAUUCUUCAUCGCUGGUACGGCAGCCGUACGGCAGGGUGCAGAAAUUCCCCGCAAAGGGCAGGUUUGCGCAGUUUUGAAGCUAUGAACUUCAUCAUUAGGUUACCAAACCUUCCAUUUUACAAGGAGGUAAACACUAGCUUUGAGAGAUUCUCAUAACGAACAGUCAAUUGAUGACCUUGACCAAGGGCAUCAGCCCCGAAACGCUUUCAGAAUGCUCUGGUGCUGGCUCAUUUUACUCAUCUUAACUUUAGCUCCGUUCACAUGCAUCCUUAGUGGCAGAGGGAGGUCCAAGUCCGCGCUUUCACGCUCUGGCAGAGCUGCCACAUUGCGCGACGUCUGGGCUGGAAAACAGCGCACUCUUGCAGAUUUGUUACCUAAGCAACAACCGGACGUCAAUGACCUAGAAGCUCCUGCGGCAGGGCUGGAGGUUGAUUCCCAAACUGCUGAAGUGCUUUCACCGCUCCACCAUUCACCUUCUCCACCUCCGCCUGUGCCCAUACCACCACCACCUCCCAUACCCGUUGCCAACGAGGACAAUACCGAACAGCAGGCUCUUGGACCCGCCAAAAAACGUCGAAAGGUCGUGGUCCCGUCAGCUCCCACAGGCCCUGCAGAACCCGCCACCCAUGCUGACCCUGGGCCCUCAACCGCCAUCGCCACCGCUGCUACCAAGAUGCUGUCCCGGCUUCGAGUGUCAAGGCGGGAGCUUCAGCCUUUUCCUGAAGGCUGCGAGCGUCCAGAAAUUCCUGGCGAGGACAAGGGUUUCCUAGCACAGGCCGGCGGUGAGGAGUUUUCCAGCUGGGCUUACUUCAAGAAUCAGAGAGGAACGCAACGAGAUGGCAAGGUGUACUUCACAGCAACCUGUUGGCACUGCUCAUGGCAUCAGAAGAAGGAAUUUAACUUAGUCCAUUAUUGGGACGAGGCGUUGAUGGCUUUGUUUGGGGCCGCCUAUACUGUCGUUGCCACUGGGAUGCCAUUCAAUCACUAUGACAAGCUAUGUGAGCUCCUACUGUUUGCCAACGCCCCUAACAUCACCACCAAGUACGAUGAUCCUCGUGCGUUGGGAAGGUUCACAGCUUGUAUCUACGACUACUACCAAGGCGAGCAGACCAAGCGUCUCAAGAACGCAACGUUCAUUGGCAUCCAGAUGGACGAGUCCACGUGUAUUGCUGCUGAGUCCCACGCCGCCAUCUGUGUCAUCUAUGACGAGCCUUCUACUGGCACCAUCUUCGAGGAGUACUUUGGGCUUGUGAAGCUAUCAGGCUGGACAGGCCGCGACCUGUACGACGCCUGCUCUGGGGAGUUCAGGCGGCGGGGUGUGGACCUGGAGAAGAAGCUCGUGUCGUUUUCUGGAGAUGGCUGAUCUGCCGUUGCCUCGGAGAAGAAGGGUGUUUUUGGAUUCUUUCGCAAGGAAGUCAAUAGCGCUUGUUAUGGCGUUCACUGCACCAGUCACCGCCUUGCUUUGUGUGUUAAGGACGCCGGCACCAAGCGCAACAGCCCAAAGAUGCUACGUGACGCGGUUGCAGCCGUCGACGCUGUUAUCCGUGCAGCACACAAGGUCUUCUCAAAAUCACCCAAGCGCUGGCUUAACUACCUGGCUGUCCGCGAGGUCAUCGGUGCUCUUACGCCUGCUAGGACGCCUCGUAAAAAGCCUGAUUGAUAGGUUGGGAGGUUAUCCUUAAUAAAGGCUGUAGAUGUUCCUAGUUUUGUGGAAGUUUCGUGCUUCUUGUUCGGCAUUAUGCACCACACCGUGGGUGUCGUUCAAAGGUGCUGCAAAGUCUUCAUGUUGAUACUUGAUAGUCUUUUAAAUGUCUGGCAAUACUCGAAUUUGCAUAUUAUGCACGGAAUGGCAAAUGUCGUACUUCAAUCCGUUUCUAAAUCCAGACGUAUGAAACACUCCGACGG